UCUAGGGCUUGUUGGAUGUGUAUACUGAUGAAGCAUUUCUGUUCCAGCUCAGUCUCUGAAGAUCUCGGUUGCAGACGUGGAGAGUUUAGCAGGAAGCAUUAUGGAUCCGUGGAGCUUCUUAUAUCUAGUGAUGCUGAUGGAGCUAUUCAAAGAGCUGGACGAUUCCGUGUGGAAAAUGGCUCCGCUGAUGAGAAUACAGGCCACACUCCAGGUACAUGGCACAGGACGGAUGUGCAUUUGGAAAAUCCAGAGUAUUAUACAAGAUGGUAUUUCAAAUAUUUUUUAGGAAAAGUUCAUCAAAAUUAUAUAGGUACAGACUCAGAGAAGAACCCUUUCUUUCUGUCUGUUGUACUUUCUGACCAAAAUAAUCAGCGUGUUCCUCAAUACCAUUCAAUUCUUUGGAGAAAAACGGGUACUCAGAAAAUAUGUCUCCCUUACAGUCCCACAAAAACGUUAUCAGUGAAAUCUAUAUUAAGCGCAAUGAGUCUUGAGAAAUUUGAGAAGGGGCCAAGGGAAAUUUUUCAUCCUGAUAUACAAAAGGAUUUAUUGGUUCUUGAAGAGCAAGAGGGAUCUGUGAAUUUUAAAUUUGGAGUCCUUUAUGCUAAGGAUGGGCAGCUUACAGAUGAUGAAAUGUUCAGCAAUGAAACCGGAAGUGAAAGUUUUCAAAGAUUUUUGCAUCUCUUGGGUGAUACGAUUACUUUGAAAGGCUGGACAGGCUACAGAGGGGGACUGGACACAAAAAAUGAUACAACAGGAACCUUUUCCAUCUAUACAGUUUACCAAGGGCAUGAAAUUAUGUUCCAUGUUUCAACAAUGCUACCAUAUUCUAGAGAGAACAAACAGCAGGUAGAAAGGAAGCGGCAUAUUGGAAAUGACAUUGUCACUAUCGUAUUUCAGGAAGGAGAAGAGACUGCUCCCGCAUUCAAGCCAUCCAUGAUUCGCUCUCAUUUUACACAUAUUUUUGCCUUAGUGAGAUAUAGUAAGCAGACUGAUAGUUACAGGCUAAAAAUAUUUUCAGAAGAAAGCGUUCCUCUCUUCGGGCCUCCACUUCCAUCCCCACCUGUGUUUACAAAUCACCAGGAAUUCAGGGAUUUUGUUUUGGUGAAAUUGAUAAAUGGGGAAAAAGCCACCUUGGAAACACCAACGUUUUCUCAGAAACGUCAGCGCACUCUAGACAUGCUGAUCCGCUCUUUAUACCAGGACUUGAUGCCUGAUCUACACAAGAACAUGCUGAACAGAAGGUCCUUCAGUGAUGUGUUACCAGAGUCCCCAAAAUCAACACGGAAGAAGGAGGAAGCUCGGCAAGCAGAAUUUGUUCGACUUGGUCAGGCACUCAAACUGAAAACUGGUGUGAAAGGGGAUACACCAGCUACCUUGGCAACUACAAGCUUUUGUAAAAAAGAGCCUUGGGAGUCCCAAUCUUUCUGCAGUAAUUUUCCUCAUGAGGUCGUCUGUGCAGAUUCUUGGGGCCAGUCCUUGCUGGUUUCUACAGAUGCUGGCGUUUUGUUAAUAGAUGAUGGUCAAACCACUGUUCAAGUAUUUGAUAAAACUCUGCAAAUAAAGCAGAUGCAUGUGUUGGAAGCUCUGGAUUAUUUGGUUGCCCGAACAGACAAAGGGAAAGACUCCCGUCUCCUUGUCUUCAGAUUGAGUUCAGUCCAAAAAGAUAUAGAAACAAAGCAGGUGAUAAGAAGCAAAUAUGACUGCAGAGAAAAUAAAUUGGAGAGAACAAAAGGCUGCCAUUUAUAUGCCAUUAAUACUCACCAUGGCAGUGAACUGAGGAUUGUUGUUGCUAUUCGGAACAAACUACUUCUCAUCACAAAGAAAUACAAUCCAUGCAACAGUUUAACAGGCAGCUCUCCAUCAUUAUCUGAAUCUCCAGUAGAGGAGUUCCAGUAUAUCCGGGAAAUAUGCCUUUCUGACCCUCCAGUGGUUAUGACGCUAGUUGAUGGACCUACCGAAGACAGUGACAAUAUGAUUUGUGUAGCUUAUCGGCAUCAGUUUGAUUUAGUUAAUGAAAGUACUGGGGAGUCCUACAGACUGCAUCAUAUUGAAGCAAACAAGGUUAAUUUUGUUGCAGCUAUUGAUGUAUAUGAAGAUGGUGAAGCUGGUCUACUGUUAUGUUAUAACUAUGUUUGCCAGUAUAGAAAGGUGAAUCCUUUUAAUGGUGGUUCUCCACUGAUCCAGCCAUCAGCUUAUGAUUUUCACUUUUGCUGGAAUCAAGUUCCUUAUGCUGUUGUCUGUGCUUUCCCUUACAUACUUGCCUUCACUACUGAUUCCAUUGAGAUCCGUUUAGUGGUGAAUGGAAACUUAGUCCACACAGCAGUUGUGCCUGAGCUUCAACUUGUAGCAUCAAGGUCGGAUAUUUAUUUUAAGGCUACUGCUGCAGUAAGCGGAUCAUCUCAUAGCAGUUCUAAGGAAAUGAAUUCAACGAGUUCCCUUCAAACACCUACAGCUUAUGACAUGCCAGAAUGUUCUCUUUCUUCUUCAGAAGGUGAAGUUACAUGUAAAAACUUGUAUAAAAUUCCUCUUAGUAAUCUGGUAGGGCGAAGCAUUGAACGACCUCUGAAGUCACCUUUGACUCCUAAAGUUGUCACUACUCCAACAUCCAGUGGCAUUACCUCUCUUCCUGUUACUCACUCACUAUCCUUAUCUCGCAUGGAAAUUAAAGAGAUUGCAAACAGGACACGUAAAGAAUUGCUGGGCCUCUUGGAUGAGCCUAUUCCCAAGACAGAAGAUGCACAGAAGCAAAAAAAGAUUCCUCGAAGACAGUCAGACCCCAAGCAGGGAGCAGUAAGAUCAACUAGUAGUGACAGUGACUUUUGUCUUCAUCUUUGCAGAAUAAUCUCAGCCUCUUUCGAAAGCUAUUCUGAGGGUCGUCAUCUUUCCACUAGUUCAGAUCCUGAUUCUGUAGCAAACAGGGAGGAGAGCUCACCAUUUAGCUAUCCAUUUCAUCUGACUUCUUUAUAUGAUGAAGACAUCAUUGACUUGAAGUGAAGACAGACAAGACUGUUCCUUACUUCACCUUUUCUUACAACUCCGUGAGCUCUGUAGGAAUGUCACAAACAGUGCUUCUAGUGGUAAAAUGUGGCUGGAAGUAUUGGUGAUUAAUCUUUAUAGGUCUCAUGUUGUUCUGGCUUGCUUAGCCUGGUUUGGUGAUGCUUGCAUCUUUGACGUCUGUAUGUUUUCUUAUUUCAGUUAAUGAACUAUUACUUUUCUGUGGUAUUUUAAAGGUAGGUAAUCAAUGAGAGCUUUAGGCUGAAACUGAAGUAAAUAAAAAGUAUUACUUAUUCUGAGCUACCUGAAGUAGGAUUCUGCAAAGUUAAUUGCUGUUACUAAUGUUGUGAGUUGUUUUACAACAGUGUGUGCAAUGCAGGAAGAAGAAUUUUGUAAUGAAAAUCACUCCUUUUGUUUUUUGUUUUUUUUUAAUCUUAAAAAAGACUAAAAAAAAAGCUUCUAGGCAAGAUCUUCUCAAACAGUGCAGUCUGUCCUUGAAAUGAUGCAGUUGUUUUUUGUUCAAUGGAGAAUCAAGAAUAUUCUAUAAAGAUCAGAUGACAUAUGAACAUGCUGUUUUCUCUGACCUGACUGUGUACAUAUUUUUAGAGGAACUUGAAAACUGUUUUGGCAUUACGAAUCUUUGAGCAGAGGGAAUUUUAUUUAAAAACAACAACAACAACAAAAACAAUUAAAAAAUCCCAAACACAAAUCUUCCUUAAAAAUUUUAAGUCAAAAUUAUACUGUAUUUCUCCAUCUAGUGUAACAAUUUUUCUGUAAUGCACCUUUAGAUUUCCUCAUUACAGGCAGAAGCCACCCCCUUAUUCUGACUAUGGAAAGAUUCCUGUGCUGGCAUCAAAAUGUGUUGUUUGCUCUUGUACCAACAGUAGAAGUCACUGCUUCAGAUAAACAUUUUUUUAAGUGGACCGGAUUAAAAUUUUACUGCUAGGAAGCUAAUUUUCUAUGAUGAAAUAGCCAUAUAAAAUCUUUUGUUUUGUUAAAGGACAAAAUUUCAUCAUUAAGCUUGAUUAUUUUUUAACCCUUCCCUCUAUGCUAAAAAGUCAACUUUAAACAAUAUUUUGAAAGAGUUUGCUGUUUUUCAUGAAAAUGUGAUGUUUUCAGGCUUUUUACACAGAAAGAUGUGGGCUUUAUUAGCAGGUAUUUCUUGCUGCUUAUGUAGACAUAAUUCUGUUCCUUGAUUUUUAUUUUUUAUUUUUUUUUCUAUGUAGUAUAUGUAAGCAUGACCAUCUGGUGAUUUCUGCCUUUUGCUUCUGCCUGUCUGAAUGUGAAACUUUUUGCAACAUUUUUCAUGCCCUGAUUAUUAUAUUAUGAUGGAUUAAUAUCUCCACCUAAGAAAAUAUGCAAGGCCAUAACUUAGAAGAAUCACUUCUUUUUCUUGAUUAAGAAAAGAAGCAAUAAUUUAAGCAGUACUUUGUUCAGGAGCAGCAGCAGUAUUAACCAGUGACUGCUCAUAUUUUUUAGUAUUUGGGUAACCAUGGAUGUGUGGGGUGAGCCUUAACAAACUUCUGAAAGGAAGUGCCACCUUAAAGUCUUUGCAGGAGCUUGUAAUUCUGUUUCAGGAUGUUUUCAGAGGCCAUAGUCAUUUACCCCAACCUAUUUAUCUUGUCAGUUGAGGUUUAAGAAGAAUUGGUCUGGAAGUAUCGUAUGGUCUUUAUCCUGCUAGAAGUAGUGAACACUUUUGUGAACUUAAUGAAUUUACUGUGCACUGUUUGCACUUAGAUAUAGAAAGCAGAAGCAUCACCUUUUUCAGUACACAAAUUUCUAAGUCUAGUACUUAAUUUCUUCUGUGUAGGUGUGUUUUUGAAGUCUGUACCAGUUCGCUGCAAAAAAAAAAUCAGGCUUGAUUUAAAAUAAUAUUUUAACUGGAAACUUUACUUAGUGAUUUUGGAAUAUCACAUCUUAAAUAUACUGCAGAAGUUCACUUCUGUUAUUCUGGCAUGAUUUAACAUGACUGAAGAACCUGAACAAACAUGUUCAGGUAUACCUUGAAAAGAUGUGGAAAGACCCUUACAGAUGGAGCACUGUAGAAGAAUAGAGAAAGCCUGACAUACCUGACCCCUGCCUAUGGUGGUAGGCAGAACGACAGAAAUUAGUAUUUGUGUCAAACCAAGAUGUUACUAUACAUAGAUGGAGUAUAAGGCAAGAAUUACUUUCUUUAAGCAGAACCACAGCAGUGCCAACAAAGAGAACCUUUUUAGUUCUGCCUGUAAUAGCAGCAUUGAUGACAUCUAGCCAAUACUAAAAAGUGGCAAAAGGAUUGUAAGGAAGACAGCAUUUACAUUUUAUGCAAGACAAAAAAUAAAAAAGACUAGCUUCAUGGUAUUUAUCUGGAACAAGAUGUUGGAAUAGUUUGAAGAUGGAAACAUAGUUCCUGUGUCAACUCACUCGUCUUAACCCUGCCUCUUCUGACCCACCAGCUGAAUUUUAUGAUAUAGCUUGACUUAAUGGGUCAACUGUUAUGUAAGUCACAUUGGAAACUACCAGACCAAAAAGAAUUAAUACUCAAAUAGGACAGGCAAGUUUUGAACAGUGGAAAAAUUACCUGUCUUCAUUCCUAAUGUAUGUAGUGCCUUAACAAUACCAUUUUUGUUUCUGUAUUUAAUCAGUAUGCCAUAUAGGCAUGCAAGAAUAAUAUUAGACCUACUAAAAGGAGAUGAAGAGGUCAGGCAGUGCUGUUUUUUUAAUAUUACUCCUAGAUGUGGUGACUAAGGCUUUAUGGUCACAUUCAUGUCAUUUAUUACAUACUUACUGUCAGAAAAUGUCCUGGAAUGUGGGUAGAAGACAGGGAAUGUGGUAGUUUUGCUUGAAUUUUGUUUGAUGCAAGCCACAAGAACCAUACUGUGAAAUUCUUUAUGACAUUUGUCUUACCCAAAAGACAAGAUAACACAUAAUGUGAAGCUGCUAGGACAACUAACAAAUAGCCACUGUACAAAGAUGUGGUUUCUGUUGGCUUGAAACUGUCAUCAGACUCUCACGCGUUAUGUGCAUCUUUGUGUGAUGAAAUGUUGUCCUCAGAACUAGCAGUCUCAAAAUAGGACUAAGUUUUAAUACAUCUGUGUAAUCUCUUGUUCUUCAGACCAAUGUCAGGUGACCCGGGAAAAUGAAAUGGCUUCCUGGAAGGCUACUUGGAAGGCUACAUAAACUAGAGCAGCUUGUUCAGUAUGUUAUUGAAUUUUGAUUCUGUUCAAGAAUGAAUAAGCAACAUUUUCAGCAACUCAUCAUGCUUCUAUUACAUUUGCUUUAUAACAUGCCUAUAAACCAUCACAACUUUGAGUAGGACUCAAGAGCCCUGGGAUGCAUUAGUUUAUUCCUUCCCACAUGCGUAAUAUGUGGCUCCAAAGGCUGAAGCUUGAUGAGUCCUUCCCAAGGUCUUUACAGCUUGGCAUUUAGGAACUCCAGAACAGAGAUAAACCUACUUGUGUUCCAGACUAACUGUACUUCUUUUCUAGACUCAGAAAUGGAAAGUAAUGAAAUCUUUCCUUCUGAGGAGAGAAAGACUGAAGUGUACGACGUGGAAGGGCUAAGUGCUCCCAAGAUGGCAAAAGAUAGAUUCUAGGUUGGAUGAACAAAUAUGAUUAAUAAAUUCAGUUGCUUGGUUUGCAAAGAACAGGUGUGACCUAUCCUGGUUACAAUUGUUUCCUAGUUUGGAGCUACUUCUUUUAAUUUGUUCUGGCUUUUUUUGUGUUGUUAUGUUUGCUUGUGAAAUGCGUGACUGGAUGUAAAGUCGCACCCAGAAUGAGUAGCAGUUCUGCUGUCUGCUUUCAUGUGACUUUCUAUAGAUAUGCAAGUAUGCAAGCAUUUGUAAUUGAUAAAUUUCAAAGUAUUUCUUGAUUCAAAGUAUUUUUGGAUGGUCGACUGAAUAAACGUUAAAACAGUUCUCAGUAAGGCAGGUAACAGGUUAGAUUGCACCGACAAGUGUAUCACUGUUAAUACACUUAAGGUUGCUGUGCCUGCCCUUUCCUGUCUGUUGUUGUGGGUGUAUUUGGAUAAGCCACAGCUUCAAACUCCUGCAGGCCUUUCUAAAAAUGUGCAUUUAUGACUUGCAUUUGCAGAUGCAAGAGCUUACCCGGAGCUUUUAGCUUAGUCUGCAUUUGAGACAUAAUCUUUUUCAGUUUGGAUGUUUUAAUGUGUAUAUAUACAUGUGUGUGUCAUACUGAAUAGUGUCAUUAUUAACAAUUUUGGUGUCACGUGCCCAGUGCUUACUAAUUCUGUAAAAGCACUUUUCUCAGAAAUCCAGGCAUAGCCUGAUUUUGUGCGGAAACAGGUUAUACUCUGAGAACUAAAUACACUGCAUUAACAAUAUGAGGAAGCUUCUGUGACAGUAUGCAGCAAGCACGCAGGAUAAAAAGUACGGAUACUGUUACUACAAUUGAGCACAGCCAUUUCACCAGUCUGCUUAAUGUCUAGCUGCUUCACUUUGUUGUUGCAGACCUGCAACUGACUGACUACUUCUUUGCUACUGAAAAUUAUAUUAAGGUAAUGAUCUGAGGGAAAAAACUGAGAUUAUUUUUCUUAUUUAUUUAUAGCUCUGUUACAUAUUUAACUGGUUGAACGGACAUGUUGUCUCUAAAGGUUUUUGCAGAAAGUGUAAUCAACCUGCAGUGUCAGUUUUAACAGAGACUUUGAAUGUUAGUGGGCUGUUUUGUAAUUUAAUAACUGCCGUGUUAAGACAGAUGCUGAGUCUGUGAUCAAAACCUCUUUACUACCACUUGUCUUAAAUGCUAAUGUAUUACCAUUGUGUUUAAUGUCAUGUGAUAGUGCAUAUGCUUUGUGUUUUAGAUGUAGCAUCUAAAUAGAAACAUUCCUGUCACAGCUGGAAAUGUUUUAAGUGCGAUUUAUUGUUAUUGUGGAGGAGGAAGAAAUGAUUUACUUCUUCAUAUGUAAUAAAUUUUACAUCAGUUCUUUC
Messenger RNA from Meleagris gallopavo (turkey), 7918 nucleotides. The record is from RefSeq and is a predicted model, not a curated record. NCBI's taxonomy places the organism in Eukaryota, Metazoa, Chordata, Aves, Galliformes, Phasianidae.